AACAGGGCAAAUGCCUUCUGGGAAGCUUCUAUUCACUGACACACACACACACACACCCCUCACUCCAUCCUCUACACCCCUAUCCACCCUCCUCCCUCCCUCUUAGUCCACCCAGAGGGUUUUGUUCCUGAAACGGGCAACUUUUUCUUCCCCCCCUCCACUUCUCAGUGUGUGAGCUGUUUUGUUUUGAUUCUCUUCAGCCGGAUUCCUGAGCGCAUUGAAGGAUCGGUUGGACCGUCUACAGCAUCUCUCCUCAUUUUGAAAUCAUUUAUUCGCCCCAGCGUUUUUUGCAGCAUCCUCGCACGGUGACGGUGGAGGCGGGUUUCUUCUGUCCCUGAGAGGAUUACGAGCAUGUGUUAGAAAGAGCGUGUGUGUGUCAGACGUAGAGAGAGAGAGAGAGAGAGAGAGAGAGAGAGAGAGAGCAAACGCGCAAGAAGACGAGAGCGACGGAGUAUAUUGGUGCAUGUGACCGUGGGGAAAGGAUGGCUCUGUGGCUCUGAGCUGCCUCGGCUCUCACAGGACGUACUCUCGUAAUAAGGAACGAAAGACUGACUGACAAACUCUGCUAACAAGAGAAUAUUGUUCCCGUCGUGUUUUUCCCAGAGGCUUAACCAAACAGGAUUUGCGUGAUGCCGGCUGAAGUGAAGCAGGAGCAGAGCCCCAGUAACCAGACCUCCCUGGCCAUGAUGCAGGAGCCGCAGGAGGUGGUGGAGGAGACCGUGACCAUAGAGGAGGACCCCGGCACACCCACCUCGCAUGUGUCUGUGGUCACCUCUGAGGAUGGGACAACACGCCGCACAGAGACUAAGGUCACCAAGGUGGUUAAAACCAUCACACGCCGAACCUUCCAGCCGGUGAUGCUGACCGAGUCCAAACCAUCCACUCCUGUUCCUCCAUCUACACCAACACCAUCUGAGACCAAACCAGUUACUAAAAUGGUCAAGACAGUGACGACACGAACAGUUCGGCAGGUGCCUUUGGGUCCCGAUGGCCUUCCUGUUCCAGAAGGUUCGUCUCCACUGGGAAGCUACACUGACUCCAUUGAUCGGCGCUACAUGAAGAAUGGCGAGCGCUUCAUCACACCCCAGGCCACCUCCACCCUCACGCGCUCAUACAACAAUUACAGCGACUCCUACAAUGACACCCCAGACACUCAGUUCCGCCAUUACACUCUUCACGAUGGAUAUGGAGACAUGCCUGACAAUUAUGGAAGUCUCUCUCGCGGGGUCAAUUACAGGCCCUAUCGGCCCUACAUGCCCACAGGUGGAUACCGGCCAGAGAACAGCUACACCCUUCCAAUCCGCAAGGAUGACUACGGCCACGUGGCACAGCCUCAAGUCCCAAUGGGAAGUAGCACUGUGGAUCUCAAUCGUUCUCAGCCGGAGCGCUUCCAGCCUGAACCCUAUGGCUUGGAGGAUGACCGCCGCAGUCUCGGACCUGAAGAUGAAGAGCCGUAUGACCUGGAGCCGGAUUAUUCUACUGCUAACCGCCGCACAUUGCCCGGACGCACCAUUCGAGAACCGCUGCGCAACGGCCCCCGUGUCAGAGGCUAUGAAGAUCCCAUAGAGGCCGAAUUAAUCGACGAAAGACAUCCCUACAUUCAUGGUAUGUACCCGGCGCCUCUUGCCCAACCCGAGAGGGGCAGCAUGGCCAGUCUGGACCGCAUGGGCGGCCGUCGCUCGCCCUCCAUCGACAGCAUACGCAAAGACCCUCGCUGGAGAGACCCCGACCUGCCUGAAGUCAUCGCCAUGCUCGGUCACCCAAUCGACCCGGUCAAGUCCAAUGCCGCCGCUUACCUGCAGCAUCUCUGCUAUGAGAACGACAAGAUCAAGAAGGACGUCCGGCAGCUCAAGGGCAUCCCAGUGCUGGUGAGUUUGCUGGACCACCCGAAAGCUGAAGUCCAUCGCAAGGCCUGCGGAGCUCUGAGAAACAUCUCCUACGGGAAAGACCACGAUAACAAGGUGGCCAUCAAGAGCUGCGACGGGAUUCCUGCUCUCGUCCGACUGCUGAGGAAAACCAAUGACAUGGAAGUUCGGGAGCUCAUCACAGGAACACUUUGGAACUUGUCUUCGUAUGAGCCACUGAAGAUGGUGAUAAUUAACCACGGCCUUCAGACGAUGACCAACGAGGUCAUCAUCCCUCAUUCGGGAUGGGAACACGAGCCCAAUGAGGACUCAAAGCCACGAGAUGCCGAGUGGACCACUGUCUUCAAGAACACAUCGGGAUGUCUGAGGAAUGUGAGUUCAGAUGGUGCAGAGGCGCGCAGACGCUUGAGGGAGUGUGAGGGACUGGUGGAUGCUCUUCUGCAUGCGCUUCAGUCUGCUGUGGGCAAGAAGGACAUGGAUAACAAGUCUGUGGAGAACUGUGUUUGCAUCAUGAGGAACCUGUCGUACCAUGUACACAAGGAGGUUCCAGGAGCUGAGAAGUUUCAGGACCCAUCAGCUCUUCAGGCCCCCGGCUCUGCUGGUACUCAGAGAAAGAAGAAAGAUGACGCAGGCUGUUUCGGCGGAAAGAAAGCCAAAGAGGAAUGGUUUAAUCAAGGGAGGAAAAACGGAGAGCAUGACAAAAACUAUGACACGUUGGACCUCCCCAAGCGCACAGAGCCCACUAAAGGUUUCGAGUUACUGUAUCAGCCGGAGGUGGUUCGACUCUACCUGUCCCUGCUGACUGAGAGCCAGAACUACAACACGCUAGAAGCAGCAGCCGGUGCUCUGCAGAACCUCAGCGCUGGACAGUGGACAUGGUCAAACUAUAUCCGGGCGACGGUGCGUAAGGAAAAGGGGUUGCCGAUCCUGGUGGAGCUCUUGCGUUCAGACUCGGACAAGGUGGUGCGAGCAGUGGCCAUCGCUCUGAGGAACCUGUCCAUCGACCGCCGCAACAAAGACCUCAUAGGCAGUUACGCUAUGAGGGACUUGGUCAGCAACCUGCCCAGCGGCCAGCAACGGCCAGCCAAAAACCUGGAGGAAGAUACAGUAGUGGCCAUCCUCAACACCAUCCAUGAAAUCAUCACAGACAGCUCUGAAAAUGCCCGCUCUCUCAUUACUGCUCAAGCCAUUGACAAACUUGUGGCCAUCAACAGGACUAGCCAGUCAGCGAGGGAGACCAAAGCUGCUUCCCAUGUUCUGCAGACGGUUUGGAGCUAUAAGGAAUUGAGGAACGCCCUAACCAAGGAUGGCUGGAAUAAAACACACUUCCAGCCGAUAGCAGCUGGAACUCCCAAAGGAUCCAAGAGCUGCAAACCUGGCUAUGAUGACACCACACUUCCCUUGAUGGAGAAGAGCCAAGGCCACCGAGGGUGUAGCGGUGGGGAUAUGAUACCAAUGGACGAACUCGGUCCAGAUGGCUAUUCCACGAUUGACCAGCGAGACAAAGACUCCAAGUACAAAAGCAGUGACAUCUCGUCGGAUCUGCAGGAGCGGGAGCCGUUAAAGAAUGACACAAAUAGGAAACACUAUAUCAGGAGCAACAGGCCGACUGUCAGUCUGGUGGAUGCUUGUGAUGUUAAACCUCAGCCUGUUGACUCCUGGGUCUAAAUGCAUGCAUGGCUUAGCUAGCAACAGCGCUACAUCUUUACCACGAGUCACCACUGCCAUUAACCGCAGAGCUCACCGUGAUGUGGACUCAUCUCAAGACUUUUGCCUGAAAGAGCGAGAGACUUUCAUUCAACAGCCAAUAUUUUGAGAUUUCUCAACAAGUGAAAAGAAAAAGAAGCCACUUCUCAUGUGUACAUUCCCACUGGAUGUAGUGUUUCCCAGAACUGAGGAUUAGCCAGAAUGACGGACAGACAGACAGAUGGAUGGAUUGAGUGAUUAUAUAGAAAGUGCUGUCGUGGACGAGGACGUGUGCUGGAUUGAGGGGUAAAGAGGAUAUCAGAGAAAAAAAAAAAACUAUUUUUAUGUCAAAACAAAAAUAUAUAUAUAUAAUUUUUGCCUAUAUUAUUUUUGUUGUCCGUUUCUGCCUGAUUACUGUUUGUUUUGUGGAUUUUUUUCCCCCAGAAGUGCAGUGAAUUGUGAAUUUUUUUUCUGUUCGAGUUUCAUUUUUAACGAAAGUUUGGGUUUUCUAGAAAGAUUGAGGACAUUUGUGAAAGGAGGGUAAAAAGAAGGGUUUCUUUUCUGUUGUUGUUCUUGUUGCUGUUGUCCAUUUCGACAGUUUGGGGGCACAUACAAAGUCUGGGGGUCUAUAUUAAAAUGCACGCUUUUGCAAUUUCUGUGUGCUGGCUUUAUAAAGCAAGUUUGAAGACAUAUUAUCACUGUGUUUGUUUCUACUCACUGAGGACUGUUGUUGAAAAGCGGGUUUUUUGUUUAAUUUACCGUACUCGCUAAACGGAGGAGAGCUGCUGGUCAUCACAUGGAUUUGGUCUGCUGAAUUCCCAGAGGCAUGCUGGGUAACACUGGCACUUACCAGCUUAAACAAAAUCAAUACAAAUUCAAUUUGUUAAUAUGUAGAUUGUGGGGACAGUAGGAGGAUUCAUUUGCUCCUAAAAAAAAGUUAGAUUUUAAAAACAUUUUCUAUUUUUGUUGUUUUAUAAAUGUAUAUUAGCUUACAAGAAUAAAAACAAAACAUUCUUCAUAAGAUGAUAGAUGUGAAUCCAUAACAGCACAUUCAGUAUUACGUAUACAUAAAGCAUGGCCAUGUUUGUAUACAAUUUCUUAAUAAUAAUAUAAUAAAAAGAUCAUUGCUUUCGGUAAACGUGCAUCAAAGGUUUGUAGAGUCGAUUUCAUUGUCUAUUUAUAUUUUGUACAUCUUGUUUUGUUGAACUGAGACGCUUAUUUUGGUCACACUUUAUUUUGAUGGUCCGUUUGUUGAAUUUAAAUUACAUUGCAUCUACAUGCCAGCUAAGAUUAGAUUAUUAGUAGACUGUUAGGUUGGGUUAGUGUAAAUGUCUGUUGAAGGAGCAGUAUCAACAGAUAUUAAGCAGACAGUCUACUAACACUCAAACGGAUCAUCAAAAUAAAGGGUUAUCCUUAUUUUCAAUCUUCUCUUGAUAUAAUUGGAAAACAACACGUUCAGAAAAAUCUGAUUGGUUUACAGAAUUUGGUCAGGAAAGACGAGGAAUCAGGGAUAAAGGCUUCCUUUCAUUUCAGCUUUAAUGCAAGCCAAAAUAUUUUCACUUCAUCAAAUAAUACGUAUAACAAACAAAGCAUGACGUGUUUUUUGAUAUUCAUUCGUUUAGAUUUGCGUAAAUAUAAAUUCUCCAACUGUCGAUUAAAAGAAAUCCAGUGUUUUUCAUACUCAUAACUGCAUCAAAUGGGCAAACGCUGACGUAAGAACGACAAAUGAUUGUUUCUUAGAUAACACGAAUCAAGCAUCUGCUUAAUCAUCUGACUUCUGUCACGUGACUGUAUAACUUUUUGUAGCAAAUUUUUUUUCCAUAGUCUUCUAACAGAAACUCUUAAUAACAAAGUAACUGUGUGUAAUAGUUAAUUUUGGAAACCUGAAAUGCGUUCACAUCGAGAUCUUUAGCCUUGUGUAGAAUCAUUAUUAAUAAUUGAAUUGUCUGUUCCCGACUGCCUUUUUCGCAGAAUACAACCAAAGGAUUUUGGUACCGUGUAGUACAAGAAGUUCCCGGAGUGUGAAUUUGCAUCACAUUGUAUAUUUAUAGAAAAAAAAAUCUAAAUGGAUUCAAGAGGAACCUACCUUUGUAGAUAUCACUAAUUCAGAGCAUCAAAACUCAGUAUGUGUACAACCUGGUAGCAAAUGUGUUUGUAACUAUCAUGUGCCUUAACCUUUUUCCAUGUUAGAUGAAAACGAUAAGUGUGUUUUAUAUGUUUUAUUGGUCCCCUCUCUGUCUCUUUUACAUGCAAACAAACACACACACACACUCUUCUGUCUCUGGCUCCUCACACUGUCACUCACUCUGUGUUCUCAAUGUAGUCUAGACUGGUGGUGGGUUUUGCCUUGUAUUACAUUGUAUUAUACACUUUUAAAAGAUAGAGACAUUAAAAGGGUUUGAUUAUAUAGUUGUUAAUGCUUUCCUAGCGCUCAAGAACAAUGCCACAGUGACCGAAUGUAUUGUCAAUUUUACUAAUAUCCAGAAGAGAGAAUUGCUCUUGUAAAAAAAAUACAGGUUUGUAGAGUAUCACUUUGGUGUGUUUUCAAUAAAUCAUGCCUGAAAGGAGUUCAUUCUGCGUGGGUUUAUUUAUCUAAUUUAAGGCACUUGCUGAUUUUGUUUGUCGUUGUGUUGUUUUAAAACCCAUUGACUUUCAGUGGGUUGAU
This is a messenger RNA of Danio aesculapii, 6216 nucleotides long. It is a transcript of the gene arvcfb, whose product is annotated as ARVCF delta catenin family member b. Bases 630 to 3533 code for a protein of 967 amino acids. The transcript has 19 exons. Gene Ontology annotation, biological process: cell-cell adhesion; cell-cell junction assembly. Lineage: Eukaryota; Metazoa; Chordata; Actinopteri; Cypriniformes; Danionidae. Gene Ontology annotation, molecular function: cadherin binding. The record is from RefSeq and is a predicted model, not a curated record. Gene Ontology annotation, cellular component: nucleus; adherens junction; plasma membrane.